AUGCUCUGUGUUUGGUGGAACAGCAAAGGUUUGGUGUACUUUGAAGUUCUGGAUUCGGGUCAAACAGUUACGGCGGACAUGUACGAAGAUCACUUGAACCGCGUGGAUCAAGCACUGCGUCGUCAAGGUGUCGAAACGACGUCGACAAAAUUCCUCCACGACAACGCUCGUCCGCAUGUCGCGAAAAUCACUUUGGAAAAAAUUGAGGAAUUGGGCUGGGAAGUCCUGCCUCAUCCGCCAUACAGCCCAGACCUGGCACCAUCCGAUUACCAUCUGUUCCGAUCGAUGCAGCACUCCCUGGCCGAGAGAAAGUUCACAACCCGCGAAGAAGUCCAACUCUGGAUUUCCUACUACUUUGAAUCGCAGCCGGCCGAGUUCUUCGAAAGAGGAAUCCAUUCUUUCCAUAAACGUUGGCGACAAGCUGCAGUAAGCACCCAACUCUAUCGUGAGGCACGACGUGCUGUAUUUAAGAAGGAUGCCAGAAGACCUAACGGUGACCAACUACAAGGAUCGUCUCAAAAAACUAGGUAUGAGCCGCUUGAGCAACAAAGGCAUACACGCCGACCUAAUCUUCUGUUUUCGACUCCUCAGAAACAAAACCAAGUUAGCAAUCAGCAAGUAUUGGUGCUUCAGACCUACCAGUGA
Necator americanus (New World hookworm) is the source of this 645-nucleotide messenger RNA. RefSeq lists its product as uncharacterized. Gene Ontology annotation, molecular function: nucleic acid binding. Lineage: Eukaryota; Metazoa; Nematoda; Chromadorea; Rhabditida; Ancylostomatidae. Bases 1 to 645 code for a protein of 214 amino acids. The transcript has 3 exons. The record is from RefSeq and is a predicted model, not a curated record.